UCCAUUGAACAGUCUGACUGGUAAUAUAUGCAGCCCCAUUGUGGUGAAUCAAUGCACCGUACAAUAAUGGGGGCAAAGGAGGUGGGAGAGGCUGUAGGGGAGCCAUGAUGAGAUGUCUUUUGCCUCAUGGUGUAACCCCUCACCACCAAAUGCACUCAAGAACAACCGUUGUUAGCCUAACUCUCAAGCAAAGUGCAUCUACCAUUCAUAUCUGGCUUGUUAUUUUGCUUAUACCAAAGAACUGGAAAGAGACAAAGGUCCAAGGGCAAGCCAAUGUCAAGACUCAAUAACUUUGUUUCACUGACAGGAAUGCUGAUACUGGGCUCCGUUACUGCUGCUAAGGAUAUGCUGUGAAAGUCUAUGUAUGGAUGUACAUGCAUUGUGUUUUUAGUACCUGCUGGAAGUCAGGUAGGAUGUGACCCACUACCCACAUCCCAUGGACAUGAUGACCCAGGGCAGAAGAAGAAUUUGGGAAGGCACUGGGAGACAAGUGCACCGGUUUAUUCUUGCCUAUCUUCUCUUCCUGGCUUUACCAUGCACUGGCUUCCUCCCCAACUUUUGGUCUAGAGUGUUAACGUUAUCCUGGGACUCGCAAACCCAUCAAUACAUCACUGAGCAGGCCAUUCUCAAUGUCACCAUGGAGACUCUAAGAGACAUAAAGAAACACCAAGAAAACCAUGUAGAGAAUCAGACCAGACUGGGCCGAGGCUUCUGGAGAGCUGUGGGAGAGGUGGUGAAAUCCAACGCAGCCAUGGACUUCCUGAGCUCCACCAGGGCGGACCCAGUGUACCACUUUGAUUCAGAGCACGUGGACAGCGCCAUUGUGAUGUUACGGCAGUUCUGGGCCAAGACUCUGCUCUCAGUGAGGGCCAAACAAUACCAAAGUGCUCGUCACAGCUUGGGCCAGCUAUUUCACUCCCUGCAGGACUUCUACAGUCACAGUAACUGGGUUGAGAUGGGCAAGCAGUUCAUUUACCUCCACCUUCUGCAGCCAGAGGAGCCUGCCAUCCCUGUGGCUAAUGGCAACACUCCUACCUGUAUGGAGUGCUUCAGUAUAACCUGUCGAGGUAACCUUCUGCCCAGACUCACAGAAACACAGCAAGAUUCUCAGCUGCUCACCACUGGCUACUUCAGCACCUUCCCCAAAAAGCCUCAGGGCAAAUGCAGUCAUGGAGGAAUAUUGGAUAGUAGCCGCUAUAUGGGGGCCAAAGGGGGCAUCAACAAGGACAGCACCUCACCUAUCUUCUCCCCUCACCAUUUCCUCCAUGUGGAAGCUGCCACUUUAGCUACUGAGGCUACUCUGAGUGUCCUGAGAGACCUCAGAGACACUGUGGGACACAACACCUUCCUAAGGCUCUUCAGUGUGAAGCAGGUUCCUGCAUUGGUAUUUGUCAUGGACACCACGGGAAGUAUGUUUGAGGAGAUAACUGCUGCUCGCCUACGGGUUCAUUCUAUCAUCCAGAGCCGCACCCGCAGCACUGAACAUCCUGGCACUUUUCUCCUUGUGCCUUUCCAUGACCCAGGGUUUGGACCAGUCUUUGAGACUGAUGAUCCAGACCAGUUUAUGACUUUUAUGGAGAACCUGAUGGCACUGGGAGGAGGUGAUGAACCAGAGAUGUGCUUCUCUGCUGUUCAGCUGGCUCUCACUCAUAGUCCACCGUUGUCAGAGAUAUUUGUAUUCACUGAUGCUUCCCCUAAAGACGCCCACUUGUUUGAUGCGGUAAAGGCCCUCGCACUGGAGAAACAGAGCAAGGUUACAUUCCUGCUUACUGAGGACCCCAACUCCUCAAAAGAGAGUAGAGGACGGAGGAAGAGGAGGAGGAGGAGGAUGAGCAGGGAACUUCUGUCUCCUGAUCGUUUUUCUCUCUACUCUUCCCUGUCCUAUCUGUCAGGAGGACUGACAAUAUUCACCACCAACUCUGACAUCCACAAAGUGUCUGCCAUAGUGGAGGAUAACACAGCUGCUGACAAGGUGACCCUCCUUCAUGUGGAAAGUGACCAAGAGCUGAUGUCCUCCCAUUCCUUCAGAGUGGACAACUCAGUAAAAAACAUCACACUGCAUGUCACUGGCAGUCUAACUGAAUGUAUUCUCACCAGUCCAUCAGACCAAAUCCAGUCUUUGUUGAGAGAGCAGAGACCUCUGGCCGAGUUGCAGCAUUUUGAGGGUCUUUACCGUAUCACCCUGCUUUCUCCUAUACAACCAGGCCUGUGGAAACUGCAAGCCAAGAGUGAUGGACACCUUACAUUUAAUGUAAUAGGUGACAGCAGUUUAGAUUUCCUUUAUUACUUUGCCACCGUAACCAAUGAGACACAUCCAGGUCUGGCCAGAAUGGAGGGCAGUCCAGUGGCUGGUGUCGCUGCAUUCCUGGUGCUGGCAGUGAUAGGUGUCGCUCCAGAUGAGGAGAUGUCUUUCAGUCAUGUGAUGCUGCUGGGAGCUGACGGGGAGAACAUCCAGCAGGUGAAGCUGAACUCCUCCUCCUCUUCAUCAUUGUUCUCUGUGGAGGAGCUGGUGGGAUGGGUGGAGUCUGUCCCCAGAGUUCCCUUCAGUGUUCGACUGCUGGGCCAAGACAGGAAAGGAAACAAGCUGGAGCGUGUUUCCACAGAGAUGAUCCAUCCAACUCAUGUUCAGAUACAGGUGCUUUCAGUCCCCUGUCUAGUACCUGGUCACAGCACAAUGGUGGACUUUGAUGUCCUGAACCAUGGCCCAGCCCGACUCUUCAGUCUGACUGGUGAUGAUGACUACGGCUAUUUUCAAAAGAAAGGACAUCACAGGUUCCAUGUUGCAGAGCAAGGCUCUUUCCAUGGUCAGGUGGCACUCCACACUCCUGCCACAGCUCAGGCAGGAGCUACUGUCACCCUUACACUUACUGUCCGUGCGCAUGACUCUCCAGACUUAAACUAUGCAGUGUCCUACUUGACUGUGGUCCCACCGGACGCUGACACAUCCCCACCAUCCUGUUCUGCAGCACAGGUAUUGUCUACCUGUCCUGACAUAUGCAGUCAGUCCAACUGGAGUAUGUCUCUGGUUGUGUCCGACAGGGGGCGCUCUGGCCUCGCAGCCCUCCAGCUAAAGAAGGGUGAAGGCAUUCUAACUUUAUUUCAAAACCCCCCACCUAGUGAGGAUGGCACGGGUGAGGCAAAGCCCGGCUCAGACCAGCAACAGGCAGACAAGAACAAAACAACCAGUGGAGGCCACCAGCACCACCACCACAAGGCAAGAUUAGAGAAAGGGGAGCCCACUUUGAAUCUAUCUGAAUGGGCUCUGGGCUCGUCUCAGCCACUGUGGGUGAGGUACACGUCAAGCUGCUGCUCUGCUCAGGCAGAGUUUCUGAUCUGGGACACAGCUGGAAACAUGAGACGUUGCCAUCUAACAUCUGGUCAGCAGAGACAACAAAGAGACGUGAGCACAGACAUUAGCAGUGCUGGACAGAAAACUCUCACAGGGGUCUUGUUCUUGUUCUUUGGUCUACUCUUUUGUGUACUUUAGGUUGAUGGGAUGACAAACUAUUUGCAUGUCAAAUUAAUUUUUGUGUUGUUACUGGACCCAGCAGCUUCCCAAAUAGCAACACAUACACUUGUUAUUGUUCAUUGGGUAGUUGACACUUUAACUUUUUAAAGAUGGUGCACUGAAUAAAGUAUUAAUCAUGUAUUUUUCAUA
Molecule: messenger RNA, 3658 nt
Organism: Labrus mixtus (cuckoo wrasse)
Lineage: Eukaryota; Metazoa; Chordata; Actinopteri; Labriformes; Labridae
Gene: vwa7
Product: von Willebrand factor A domain containing 7
Exons: 17
Coding region: 437-3487 (1016 amino acids)
Source: RefSeq, a predicted model, not a curated record